GCUCUUUUUUCUAGGUUAGAACCCUGAUUAAACAUCAUGGCAGCAUUCCCCGUAGGCUACUGUCUCGCUCAGGCCAUUGACUUCAGCGGAGCAGCAUGGCUAUCAGGUACGCACCGUACAGCAGAUGACGCUCCAAUUUUUGAUAUUUCUUAUCCCACGGGAUAGCACCCUUUACAAGAAGCACUACCGUCUAGGUAACAUCGCAGCACUCAGUCUGAUCGCUGUGCCCGCCGUGGUGGAAACCCAGAAGGAAACCCCGAUACCCAGCAGUGUUGUCGUCAAGCUGUGGCGAGGGUUCUACGAGAAAGGCAAGACGCAGAAUCCUCCGAUCGCCGCCGCUACCGCCACGGCGUUUCUGUACCUCGCCUGGUCCGUCCGCGCCGGUGAACCCCUGUUCCGUUCCGCCGCCUACAACCGCGCCGGAUUAUACACUGCGGCAGCCGUGUUGACCCUCGGCAUCGUGCCGUAUACUAUCCUCACCAUGAGACCGACCAACAAUGCCCUUCUCGCCCUGGCGCAGUCUCCAAAGGAUCUGACCGCAGCAGACGAGACGCGAAGCCAAGAUUUGCUCAAGAAAUGGACCUCAUUGAAUAGCUUGCGUGGCUUGUUGCCUCUUUCAGGGGCGACGUUGGGCAUGCUUGCGGCGUGGAUUUAGAGGUAAGGUAAUGACACGAUGGAUGUUGGAGUUUUCACCUUGGAUUUGGAUCCUACAAGGACAAUUGCAUAGUAGUUGGAGAAGAGCACAGGUUAAAUGCUCUAUGUUGCAACCGUGAUUCAGAUAACCGGUGAGCUACUGGAUGGUAGGCAGCCAUUGAGAUCCUUGUAUUGUUAAGCUUCCAGCCUUAGCU
Aspergillus aculeatinus CBS 121060 is the source of this 848-nucleotide messenger RNA. Its product is annotated as DUF1772 domain-containing protein. The transcript has a single exon. NCBI's taxonomy places the organism in Eukaryota, Fungi, Ascomycota, Eurotiomycetes, Eurotiales, Aspergillaceae. The coding region runs from base 125 to 655 and encodes 176 amino acids. The record is from RefSeq and is a predicted model, not a curated record.